Molecule: messenger RNA, 477 nt
Organism: Darwinula stevensoni
Lineage: Eukaryota; Metazoa; Arthropoda; Ostracoda; Podocopida; Darwinulidae
Source: the annotation of a GenBank genome assembly
AUGGAAGACCCUGACCUUACCGAUGCAGGUGGCGGCUUUGUCAGCGCCAUACCUGGCGCGGCCUCUAUUGACAGUGCGAUGAGCUUUGGCUUAAUUCGUGGUGGGCAUUUGGAUAUGACUGUGCUCGGUGGUUUAGAGGUUGACGAGCGUGGCUAUUUGGCCAACUGGAUGGUCCCCGGCAAAAUGGUGCCAGGCAUGGGUGGUGCCAUGGAUUUGGUGAGCAGCGCAAAAAAAGUGGUGGUCGCCAUGCAGCACACGGCCAAAGGAGAGUCAAAAAUUCUGCCGCGCUGCACCCUGCCAUUGACCGCCGUGCGCCGUGUAGACCUGAUUGUGACAGACAUGGCCGUUAUUGAACCGACUGAGGAUGGCUUAGUGUUGCGCGAACACGCACCAGGCAUCAGCAUAGAGGCCAUUGUUGCUGCAACCGCAGCCAAAUUGAUUGUGCCCGAGCAGGUUCUAGAGAUGCAACUGGCCUAA